AUGGAGGCAGAGGCACCAGCUGAGCAGCCGCAGGCAACGCAGCCAAGCUUGCCGCGGAAAAAGAUGACGAAACAGUUAACAGGAAAGCGCGAUGAUACGCCUUUGCAUUCUGCGGCAAGAUCAGGAAAUAUGGGGGUGGUGAUGGAUAUCCUUGAAAAUACAGAAGAGGCUGAAUUGAAGGAGUUAUUGGCAAAGCAAAAUUCAUCUGAUGAAACAGCCCUCUAUGUUGCUGCAGAAUAUGGUUAUGUUGAUUUGGUCAGGGAGAUGAUCAAAUACUAUGAUCUUGCUGAUGCUGGAAUCAAAGCAAGAAAUGGGUUUGAUGCAUUCCACAUUGCUGCCAAACAAGGGGAUAUGGAUGUAUUGAAUGUGCUUAUGGAGGCUCAUCCAGAAUUGACUAUGACUGUGGAUCUAUCAAACACCACAGCUUUGCACACGGCUGCCACCCAAGGGCAUACAGAGGUGGUGAACUUUCUAUUGGAAGCAGGAAGCAGCCUGGCAACCAUUGCUAGAAGCAAUGGCAAAACCGCGCUGCAUUCUGCAGCAAGAAAUGGUCAUUUGGUGGUUGUGAAAGCGCUUCUGGAAAAGGAGCCUGGUAUUGCAACACGUGUCGAUAAGAAGGGGCAGACGGCACUUCACAUGGCAGCAAAGGGGCAGAAUCUUGAGAUGAUGGAGGAGUUGAUUAAGGCAGAUCCUUCGUUGAUAAACAUGGCUGAUAAUAAAGACAACACGGCAUUGCAUAUAGCUACUCGAAAGGGUAGAGCUGAGAUUGUUAAGUUGCUACUUGAACACAGUGAAACAGACACGAAAGCUGUUAACAAGUCUGCAGAAACUGCCCUUGACACUGCCGAGAAAACUGGGAAUUCGGACAUUAAAGCUUUUCUCCAAGAGCGCGGUGUCCAGAGUGCUAAAGAAAUCAAACCACAGGCUACAAACCCAGCUCGAGAGCUGAAACAAACUGUGAGUGACAUAAAGCACGAAGUCCAUCACCAGCUAGAACACACUCGCCAAACCAGAAGACGCGUACAGGGCAUUGCGAAACGUCUUCACAAAAUGCACACAGAAGGCCUUAACAAUGCAAUAAACUCCAACACCGUUGUUGCUGUCCUCAUUGCCACGGUUACCUUUGCAGCCAUUUACCAAAUCCCUGGCCAAUAUGUGGAUGACCCGAAAGACAUUCCUCAUGGGCAGUCGCUUGGGGAAGCCAACAUUGCUCCCAAACUGGCCUUUAUGAUCUUCUUCAUCUUUGAUUCCAUUGCCCUUUUCAUUUCCCUGGCUGUUGUGGUGGUGCAAACUUCAGUGGUGGUGAUUGAGAGCAAGGCCAAGAAGCAGAUGAUGGCAAUCAUUAACAAGCUCAUGUGGUUGGCAUGUGUUCUGGUUUCUGUGGCAUUUUUGGCACUCUCUUUUGUAGUGGUGGGUGGCCAGAAGUGGCUAGCAAUUGGAGUUACAAUUAUAGGAACAGUUAUCAUGGCUGCAACUUUGGGCACUAUGUGUUUCUGGGUAGUUAGGCACCGAAUUGAGGCGAAAAACAUGAGGAGCAUUAGGAGAUCAUCGCUGGGCAGCAGAUCGAGGUCGUUGUCGUUGUCUGCAGUGAUUUCUGAAUCUGAGCUCCUCAACAAUGACUACAAGAAGAUGUAUGCAAUUUGA
Molecule: messenger RNA, 1644 nt
Organism: Prunus armeniaca (apricot)
Lineage: Eukaryota; Viridiplantae; Streptophyta; Magnoliopsida; Rosales; Rosaceae
Source: the annotation of a GenBank genome assembly